AUGGGCAUACUGCCCAGGCAUCUGGGCAAGGGCGGCUACGGCACCGCGCUCCUCAAUGACCACAAGGAACUCGUGAUGAAGUACGCGCAGACCCUGCACACAUUCCGAAGCUUCAUCGUGGAGGCGAAGACGAUGGCGCUGUUUUGCGAGUACCACGGAGUCCAGCGCCUCGUGGGCGUGUGUCUGGAGAAGAUGUGUCUCGUGACCAAGUACGCCGGCCAGAGCCUCGACGCCCACGUGGUCGGCCGCAUGCACAAGGAGCACAGGAUAUCUGUUGUGAAGCAGGUAUGCAACAUCUUGCAAAGCAUGCACAAGCAUGGCUUUGCUCACAACGACAUCAAGCCAGCCAACGUGUGCGUGCAGAUGGGCGCGGAGGGACCCCGGGUGACCUUGAUUGACUUCGGUCUGACCAUGGUGGCCGGGACGCUGCCGAGGCUGGGGAUCCAGUGGAACGAGCGUGUGUGCUACGCCCCCGAGAUCUGCGGGAGAGAGAAGGCGGGCCCGUGCGGCAGCCUCUCCGACGUGUACGCCGUGGGCAAGCUGCUGCUGUUCCUAUUCAGGGGGAACCAGAUGCCGCAGCUGCUCAAGUGCUGGUUCGCCAAGAGCCAGGACAUGAGGCCGAGGGAGCGCCAGGGCCUGGGCUCGCUGCUGGAGGCCCUUGAGCAGGAGAGGAUCCGCCUGUUCCGAGGCUGCUACUGA
Molecule: messenger RNA, 699 nt
Organism: Penaeus monodon (black tiger shrimp)
Lineage: Eukaryota; Metazoa; Arthropoda; Malacostraca; Decapoda; Penaeidae
Product: serine/threonine-protein kinase pkn2-like
Exons: 1
Coding region: 1-699 (232 amino acids)
Biological process (GO): protein phosphorylation
Molecular function (GO): ATP binding; protein kinase activity
Source: RefSeq, a predicted model, not a curated record